Messenger RNA from Gadus chalcogrammus (walleye pollock), 1447 nucleotides. RefSeq names its product placenta-specific gene 8 protein-like. The record is from RefSeq and is a predicted model, not a curated record. NCBI's taxonomy places the organism in Eukaryota, Metazoa, Chordata, Actinopteri, Gadiformes, Gadidae. The coding region runs from base 231 to 677 and encodes 148 amino acids. The transcript has 4 exons.
AGGAAGUGAAAUCCGGCAAAGAAUGAAAAAGAAAGAACGCCAUUCAUCGUUGCGACUAAAGAAGCGAAGAGCUUCUACAUAUGUUGUUGACAAUUUGGUUUUAAUGAAUAUAGGAGGUCUGCGGUCAGCUUUCUGAAGCAGGUCCAUUGAAACACACAGGCUUACACAACCAUCACACACCCGCCUGGGCGGAUCUGACGGUGCCCAGCCUCUGGGGUGGGGGCUUGAGGAUGGACGUCCAGGGGUCCCCCGGGAGGCCCCCGGUGGUGCAGGCCCAGCCUCAGAUGGACCUUGGGGGCCAAGGCCAGUGGAGCAGCGGCCUGUGUGACUGCUGGCAGGACAUGGGAGACUGCUGCUUGGCCCUGUGCUGUCUCCCUGUGUUCACCUGUAAGGUGACCAGUGCCGCGGGGGCGUGUCCCUUCCUUCCUCUGUUGGACUGCCUGGGCUGCGUCCCGCCCGCCUCGCUCGCCAUGCGGGCGUCCGUCCGCCAGCGAUACGGCAUAGAGGGCAGUGUGUGGAGCGACUGUUUCUAUGGAUGCUGCUGCUACCCGCUGUCUUGGCUGCAGAUCUCCCGUGAGCUCAAGAGACGAGCAGCGACCCACGCCCACCGGACUCUGUCCUCGUCCUCAGCCAGAUACAUUGCUCUGGCCUCCCAGCAGGGGGCACACUUGAUCUAGAAAUACAACGCUUUUUUAAAUAUCCUAUUUGUUUCCUUAUUUAGUGAGUUAUUUGCCCUCAGAAAUUAUAUUUGUGGUACAUUUUUGUCUGUGAAAUGUGUUACUUCAUUAUGUUUCUGUUUUCUUGUAUUGCUACUUGAAGUUUUGAAUGCUGUUCAUUUUUAAAUAAAUGUAAAACUUGAAUGAAUCCUAAAUGAAUGAAUAUUAAUACAUUAACUAAAUCGUGUACUUAAAAAUGCGAAGUCGCUCCAAUAAUAUUGGACAAAUCUAUGCUAUCUUUACAUUGGGUCUUGCAUAUUUAGACACUGCAGCCUCAAAACGUUUUCUGGAAAAUGUCUACAAAUAGUGUAAAUCUACAUUAGUAGUAUAAUAUAAUAUAAUAUAUAAUAAUUGUUCAGAAGCACUAGGUAUACUAAAGGCUCACAAUUCAGAUGCAUCACCCACAUGUAUACACAGGCCUACUACUAAAUACCAACACUUAGUUUGUUUUUCCUAAUACCAACUGUAUCAAUAAUGAGUGCUUGGACAAUGCAUUGGUGCUUGUUUCAUUUGUUUAAUCUGUAGGUAACUUUCCAGAAAUAGCAUAAUAGGCUAACCCAGAAAUUGCAUGUAAAAGACAGAAGUGUCACACUCUGACACCUAUAACUCUAAAUAUUGGUUCUGGGUACUGCAGUAUUUGGUGGGUUUGUAGUUAGUUAUUUUGUUUUGUGCUUUCCUCUUUUUGGAAAGGGGUUCUUAGUUCUUUGGCACGUCAAUAAACCUUUUUGCUA